Westerdykella ornata is the source of this 1724-nucleotide messenger RNA. RefSeq lists its product as uncharacterized. NCBI's taxonomy places the organism in Eukaryota, Fungi, Ascomycota, Dothideomycetes, Pleosporales, Sporormiaceae. The transcript has 3 exons. The record is from RefSeq and is a predicted model, not a curated record. Gene Ontology annotation, molecular function: zinc ion binding; DNA-binding transcription factor activity, RNA polymerase II-specific. Bases 292 to 1614 code for a protein of 440 amino acids. Gene Ontology annotation, biological process: regulation of DNA-templated transcription.
UCCGUCUCCAGAUCCUGGGGCAUGGUUGAUUGAGAGUUCCUGUGGUCGCCAGAAAACCUCGGGAGUACUUCGAUAUCCGGUACGAUUCCUCUUGGGUUUGGUUUUCACCCGUCGCUACUUUCAUCGGUCGCUGGAGGUAGGUCGUCCACCUAACUGCUCUUCGGAUCCCGAGUGCCAGGGCGGUUUGCGAACCAUAUUCUGACACUGGACGCUCAAGAAGCCUCGAUGAUUUAGUUAGCUUGGAGAUUCGAUUACCGGUACUCAGGUUCAACAUUGCUUAUUGGGCGUCCUAUGGCUGUCGGGGUGGAUCGUCGAGCCAAAAAAGCAGCCACUAGGUUACACCAGGCGCUCCUUAUACACACCAACGGUGAAGCAAUGCCAGAGAACUCACCGACUACAACGUCUACAUCUGGAUCAGGACCCGCAUACCUUCCUUCACUUCCACCUCGGGGCAAACACGAGGUGAGCGAUUCGGGACUGUCUUUUGCUCAAGAACAACAAACCAACAAGAAGAGGCGAGCGUCUCAAGGUACAGUGCCGUCGCAGAUCCGGCGCGCAUCACUCACACCACACAUGCGCGGCCUCGCUCUCUCCAAUGCGGGCGAGCUGUCGCCAACAGCGGAAAAGCGGCGCAACAAGUUGGGCUACCACCGGACUUCGGUCGCAUGCGGACAUUGCCGGCGGCGUAAGAUCAGAUGUCUCGUUGCCAACGAUGAUCCCCAUGGUCGCUGUUCGAAUUGCAUUCGCCUCAAGAAGGAAUGCAACUUCUAUCCCGUCGACCAGGGACCGCCUGGCCCGCUCUCAGUGAAAGAAGGAGCUAGCAGCGCGCAUGCCUCUGCAACUUCCUCACCCCGACACCCUCCCUCUGCUUUCUCCGUCUCCUCAUCGUCGCAUCCUCCCACCUCACGGCUCGCACUGCAAACCGAAGCCGAGAUGGAUUCCGGUGAGAGUCCAAUCUCCGGUUCAAUGAACAUGCAGCAUCCUCCCUACACCUUUCCGCCUCCGAUAGACACGCAUUGGCCGACCCCCAGCUUUCUACCCUCCUCGGGCGUCGCCGAAGCGCCUUCAAUGUCAUCUGGCUUUUGGCGGCCGUCAGAGCCAGCUCCCAAUUCGACAUACGAGACCGAGUCGAGCGUCUCAGGCGCCCAGACGCCGGCAACGAUGCACUCGACUUCCAACAUGGCCUAUGGCCGUUCCGGUGACCACCACUGGGUGCAGCCGAACAUCCCCCCUCCUACGAGAUCUAUGUCCUAUGGCAACAUUGAAGGACUUCCCACCCAAUAUGCCAAUCCCGGCCUCGGAAUCCAAGCGUCCGAAUAUUCUCGCCGAACUUCCCCGUACCCAUAUCCCAUAGACACCACGGCAUCAUUCCACGGCGCCCCUCUUGGCAGCGAUACCGCCUCAGCGCCCCUCUCGGCACCCAUUAUUCCCAACCAGGCCUACGAAUACCCACCAGCUUGGAGUCAAUACCCAGGGAUGCCGCCUGCAACACAUGACGUCCAGGGCCGUUCCAUGAGUGCACAAUGGUCUCGAGAUGCAGGUCCGUUAGACAAAGUGCAAGGGGAGAAUGCUCCACCUGUGCUCUAUAGCCAGCACUAUUAUCCCGGGUCAUAGGAUCCAGCUAGUUCCGGCUUCUCGGAUUUGGACUUUAGCAAGUUUCCUCACUUGAUCUCCUUGUAUAACUAAAAGGCGUUGUGCACUUCUUCGUCGCAUUUUCGGGGUAC